Molecule: messenger RNA, 495 nt
Organism: Dalotia coriaria
Lineage: Eukaryota; Metazoa; Arthropoda; Insecta; Coleoptera; Staphylinidae
Exons: 3
Coding region: 103-432 (109 amino acids)
Biological process (GO): regulation of synaptic transmission, cholinergic; sleep; positive regulation of voltage-gated potassium channel activity
Source: RefSeq, a predicted model, not a curated record
UUCUAACGUGUUGAAAUAGUGAUAGGAAAAAACUAUUUAUAAACAUACAUUGAAUGUGAACUGUUCAGUUUGUGUUGAUCCUGUUCGGUAUUCACAUCAAUAAUGAAGAUUAUUUUUGUUGUUGGCAUGUUUGCUUGCUUGUCGAGCACUGCUUUUGGCUUGGAUUGUUAUAUGUGCAUUGGGUCUGUCGACAGUGAUUGCAACGGAAAGGAUAAUUCAACUAUGCUGAUUCAACAUUGUCCUGAAUACGCGCAGAGUCGCAGUUAUUGUGUAUCCUACAAAUCAAUUGAUAGCAUUCAGAUGACAGGAGGAUUUAUUCGGGGAUGUGGGUUUAUGAAAAAGGAGGACGAGCGUAAUGUUUGUGAUUAUUUGAAGGAAUUGCACAUGGCUGUUGAAUGUGAUGAUUGUGAGACAGAUUUGUGCAACAUUUAAAAACUGCAAAAGGAAAAUAACCUUAAUAUUGUUCGAAAACUAAAAUAAAGCAUAUUCACAUAA